AUGAAGCACCGCGACUCCAUCCCUGACAACAGUAAAGACGACGACAUCACCCCCGAAACAAUCGCCCACCUCAUCAAACUCGCCCACUUCCACAAACCCUCCGACCCCAAAAUCCUCCACCAACUCGAACGCGACGUCAGACGGAUGCGGAAUUUUUUGGAUUACAUCCAGUCCUGCGAUACCCAGAUAUUGUCUUCUGCAGCGGAUUACUCAAAACCGUUGGAGAAUUUGAGGUCUUUGGUGGAUGAUGGUGCCGGGCUGCGCUUACGUCCUACUCCUACGGCGACGGAAGUGACUUCAGAAGGCGGUGACAGGGAACAGGAGCGCAAAGGAGCAGAACGACGCGAUAUGCUUCUUGAACGGUCUAAACGCGUCAAAGGCAACUUUUUUGCCGUCGGUGCAGAACUGGACCCCAAAGUCGAGAACUGA
Linnemannia hyalina is the source of this 429-nucleotide messenger RNA. The record is from the annotation of a GenBank genome assembly. Lineage: Eukaryota; Fungi; Mortierellomycota; Mortierellomycetes; Mortierellales; Mortierellaceae.